GAGAAUUACUGCCGGGUAGGAGUUCGGAGGGGCGCCCUACUGCUGGAGCAGGAGGCCGUGCUCCAAGAUAAGCUUUCCUUAGACUGCAGCUCAGAUAUACCGAAGUGCGUCGGGAGUUAUGCAUGGUGCAGUGAUGCGUGGCCAUCUCUCGCCUCCCGCGGGGACCCCGGGCGGGGGCAUAGUCUGAACCCCGACCACCUCCAGCCCACAUACGCAGGGGGCGUACACGUGGUGACCUGCCCGCGCCCGGGUUCUCGGCUCCGGCUCCUCCUCCAGAUCUCGCUCCGUUCUCUGCAGUAUCACGUGCAACCACGCCGGGUGCAGGAUGGCGGCUGCGGCAACAGCGGUGGGUGUCAGGCUCCGGGACUGCUGCAGCCGAGGCGCUGUGCUCCUGCUCUUCUUCUCCCUGUCCCCUCAGCCCCCGGCUGCCGCCGCUUGGCUGCUGGGCCUGCGGCCCGAGGAUACCGCUGGAGGCCGCGUGUCCCUGGAGGGGGGCACCCUGCGCGCGGCGGAAGGCACCAGCUUCCUCCUGCGCGUCUAUUUCCAGCCCGGGCCCGCUGCGCCCGCGGCGCCGAUGCCCGCACCUACCCUUUCCCCGGGAGAGAACGGCACCGGCGACUGGGCUCCGCGGCUCGUGUUUAUCGAGGAGCCCCCGGGAGCGAGCGGCGUGGCGCCCAGCGCUGUCCCCACGCGCCCGCCGGGGCCGCAGCGCUGCCGCGAGCAGAGCGACUGGGCGUCGGAUGUGGAGGUCCUAGGGCCCCUGCGACCCGGAGGCGUGGCGGGCUCGGCUUUAGUCCAGGUGCGGGUGCGGGAGCUGCGUAAGGGCGAGGCAGAGCGGGGCGGUGCAGGCGGUGGCGGGAAGCUCUUCUCGCUGUGCGCCUGGGAUGGGCGCGCCUGGCACCACCACGGCGCCGCCGGCGGCUUCCUGCUGCGCGUCCGCCCUCGGCUGUACGGCCCCGGCGGGGACCUGCUGCCCCCCGCGUGGCUGCGAGCGCUCGGGGCGCUCCUGCUGCUCGCCCUGUCUGCCCUCUUCAGCGGCCUUCGCCUGAGCCUGCUCUCGCUGGACCCGGUGGAGUUACGGGUGCUGCGGAAUAGCGGCUCCGCCGCAGAGCAGGAACAGGCGCGCCGCGUGCAGGCCGUGCGCGGCAGGGGGACCCAUCUGCUCUGCACCCUGCUCCUGGGCCAAGCCGGAGCCAACGCUGCCCUGGCUGGCUGGCUGUACGCCUCGCUGCCGCCGGGCGUCGGGGGCACCGGGGAAGAUUACAGCGAGGCAGGGAUCCACUUCCCGUGGCUGCCGGCGCUCGUGUGCACCGGAGCCGUGUUUCUGGGCGCCGAGAUCUGCCCCUACUCGGUGUGUUCGCGCCACGGGCUGGCCAUCGCCUCGCACAGCGUGUGCCUGACUCGGCUCCUGAUGGCGGCCGCCUUCCCCGUGUGCUACCCGUUGGGCCGUCUACUGGACUGGGCGCUGCGUCAGGAGAUCAGCACCUUCUACACUCGGGAGAAGCUGCUGGAGACGCUACGGGCCGCGGACCCAUACAGCGACCUGGUGAAGGAGGAGCUCAACAUCAUCCAGGGCGCCUUGGAGCUACGCACCAAGGUGGUAGAAGAGGUGCUGACCCCCCUCGGGGACUGCUUCAUGCUGCGCUCUGACGCGGUGCUAGACUUUGCCACGGUCUCGGAGAUCCUGCGCAGCGGCUACACUCGCAUCCCCGUGUAUGAGGGCGAUCAGCGGCACAACAUUGUGGACAUUCUGUUUGUCAAGGACUUGGCCUUCGUGGACCCCGACGACUGCACGCCGCUCCUCACCGUCACCCGCUUCUACAACCGGCCUCUUCACUGCGUCUUCAAUGAUACUCGGCUGGACACCGUGCUGGAGGAGUUUAAGAAGGGAAAAUCUCACCUGGCCAUUGUCCAGCGGGUGAAUAAUGAGGGAGAAGGGGACCCCUUCUAUGAGGUGAUGGGCAUUGUCACUCUGGAGGACAUCAUAGAGGAGAUCAUUAAGUCGGAGAUCCUGGAUGAAACUGACCUCUACACCGACAAUCGGAAAAAGCAGAGGGUCCCACACCGGGAGAGGAAGCGGCAUGACUUCUCCUUGUUUAAGCUUUCCGACUCGGAGAUGAGGGUGAAGAUCUCCCCACAGCUUCUGCUGGCCACGCACCGCUUCAUGGCCACAGAGGUGGAACCCUUUAAAUCUCUGUACCUUUCGGAGAAGAUCCUGCUCCGGCUCCUGAAACAUCCCAAUGUGAUCCAGGAGCUAAAGUUUGACGAGAAGAACAAGAAGGCCCCAGAACACUACCUCUACCAGCGCAACCGCCCCGUGGACUACUUUGUGCUGCUUCUCCAGGGUAAAGUAGAAGUGGAGGUUGGUAAGGAAGGCCUUCGCUUCGAGAAUGGAGCCUUCACCUACUAUGGUGUCCCAGCCAUCAUGACCACUGCUUGCUCAGAUAACGAUGUGCGGAAGGUUGGAAGUCUGGCUGGAUCCUCUGUCUUUCUGCCUGUCUCUGUGUCUCGUACCUUCGCCUUCAGCAGAGGGGACUCUCUGGCGGGCUCCCCAGUAAACCGGUCCCCUUCUCGCUGCAGCGGGUUGAACCGCUCUGAGUCUCCAAACCGCGAGCGCAGUGACUUUGGGGGGAGCAACACCCAGCUGUGCAGCAGCAGCAACAACCUCUACACUCCCGACUACUCAGUGCACAUCCUCAGCGAUGUGCAAUUUGUGAAGAUCACUCGGCAGCAGUACCAGAAUGCACUCACUGCCUGCCACAUGGACAGCUCACCCCAGUCCCCCGACAUGGAGGCCUUUGCUGACGGAGACUCCACCAAAGCCCCUACGACCCAGGGUACACCCCAGACCCCCAAGGAUGACCCUGCCAUCACCCUCCUGAGCAACAGAAACAGCCUGCCGUGCAGCCGCUCAGAUGGGCUGAGAAGCCCCGGCGAGGUCGUGUACCUGAGGAUGGAGGAGAUGGCCUUCACCCAGGAAGAAAUGACGGACCUCGAGGAACAGAGCACACAGCAGCUCUCACUGUCUUCUGCAGCUAUUCCUACGACAGCAGCAUCAGAUAGUGAAUGUUGUAAUAUCAACCUGGACACAGAGACCAGCCCCUGCAGUAGCGACUUUGAGGAAACCGUGGGCAAGAAGCUGCUGAGAACCUUGAGUGGUCGAAAAAGGAAGAGGUCACCUAACGGAGAGAGAGCCUCUGAGGAGAACUCCAAUUUAAUGCCUCUGAUCACAUGACAGGGCAGACAGUGUUUGCUGGGUGUAUGAGAUUCAAGAGCUUUGAGGGAGAACCCACCCUCCCAUCUUCUGUGUCUCCCGAGGCCUCCCACAGGUGACAGAGCAUUCUGCUUUCCUUACCACCUCUUCACCCCUAGCAGUCAGUUUGGCAGAUUUCCCCUUGUUGCCUCCAGUUUGACUCAGAGCCUUGCUGUGCCCAUCAUGGAUGGAGGGGCCUCCGGUGGAACAUGCUAGAAAUGAUCUUCUCCACGGCACAGUCUGGGACUGGAGAAGAAAUGACCCCAAGCUGACAAUGCCACUCUGGGACCCGACUCCCUUUUUGUUCUUUGGGAUCCCCCCAUGCCAUAUUUCAUGCUUAGCUUAGCUCAGAAGGCGCCACCGACAGACAGGCAUAUAGGCGGCUGGAGCAGCAGGUAUGAAGGUCAGUUCAGGAGAUACACCAAGAGUUUCUCCAGGACUUUAGAGCUGUGGGACUCGGCAACGGUGGCAUGUGAUGUUACAGAACAGAAAACUGUCGGUGACCAGUUUCCUGUUAGAUAAGGAUUCUAGCAGCCUGGGAAGUGUGUCUCAGCUGGAAUGGAAAGACAAUGAGAUGGAACAUCAAGUCACCGUCUUGCCCAGGGACACAUCUUUUUGGCUCCCUAUCAGCAGUUAUCAAUCCAUCAAUAAAUCUGCUCUGGAAGAGAAGGAGCAGAGAACAGAGACCCAGUUGGGAGCCAGAGAUGGAAUUUCAGGUUUUAAGUUCAAAUCAAAGCAAACAAACAAAAACUUAUGUAGAAAAAUUCUAAGCUGUUAAAGCAAGUAUAGCCAUGACAAACCAAAGAGUGCCCAGGUCAGCCAAGAAGGAUGCAAGCUCUCAUGGGACUUCAAUGUGCAUUAAACAGGAACAUUGAAGAA
Messenger RNA from Neofelis nebulosa (Clouded leopard), 4132 nucleotides. RefSeq names its product cyclin and CBS domain divalent metal cation transport mediator 1 (gene CNNM1). Gene Ontology annotation, cellular component: plasma membrane. Bases 326 to 3235 code for a protein of 969 amino acids. The transcript is spliced from 12 exons. Gene Ontology annotation, biological process: magnesium ion homeostasis; transport. The record is from RefSeq and is a predicted model, not a curated record. NCBI's taxonomy places the organism in Eukaryota, Metazoa, Chordata, Mammalia, Carnivora, Felidae. Gene Ontology annotation, molecular function: transmembrane transporter activity.